Molecule: messenger RNA, 1456 nt
Organism: Lactuca sativa (garden lettuce)
Lineage: Eukaryota; Viridiplantae; Streptophyta; Magnoliopsida; Asterales; Asteraceae
Product: glutathione transferase GST 23
Biological process (GO): glutathione metabolic process
Cellular component (GO): cytoplasm
Molecular function (GO): glutathione transferase activity
Source: RefSeq, a predicted model, not a curated record
CCAUCUUUUUGAGUGUGACAAAAUUUUGCUAUUUUUUGUUCCAUUGACAUAGUCGAAUCAAACACAGUACAACUUGUUUUCGACUGUCAUGUCCAGUCCUGUAUAACAAAUGGGGUUAACAAUGUCUAUAAAAGAAAGCCAUCAACUAGAGGUUUAGAUAAAGUAAUCUAAAGAUAUGGAAGAGGUGAAGCUUUUUAGGACAUGGUCAAGCCCAUUUGCUCUAAGGGUAGUUUGGGCACUCAAACUAAAAGGCAUAGAGUAUGAGACAAUCUAUGAAGAUCUUGCAAACAAGAGUUCUUUACUACUCAAAUACAACCCUAUUCACAAAAAAGUUCCUGUAUUGUUGCACAAUGGAACACCAAUAUGUGAAUCACUUGUAAUUCUUGAGUAUAUUGAUGACACAUGGAACAAAACUACUCCUCUUUUACCUAAAGAUCCAGUUGCUAGAGCCACUACACGUUUUUGGGCAAAGUUUAAUGAUGAGCAGCUUGCACCAUCAGUAUUCAAUGCUUACACAAGCCAAGGAGUGGAGCAAGAGGAAGCAAAGGCUCCUGCUUUAAAAAACCUAGAAAUUGUCGAAAAACAGCUAAAAGGGAAGAAAUUCUUCAGUGGAGAAACAAUUGGAUUCUUAGAUCUUGCAUUUGGAUGGAUUGCGAAUUAUCUUGAAAUAUUCGAAGAAACAAGUGGCAUAAAACUCUUAGAUGAAGAGAGAUUUCCUCUUAUAAUGUUAUGGAAGGAUAACUUUUAUAAUAUCCCAAUAAUUAAAGAAAGUUGGCCAGAUAGGGAGAAGUUGGUUACCAAGUUCAAGGUCAUGCGUGAGUAUUUUCUUUCUGUUAAAGCAUCUAAAUAAUCAUUUAAUACUUUCAAAUCGUGAUUGAUGACUUAUAGUGAAGACAUAAAUAUUUUAUACUUCUAGAGCGUAAAUUAUUUCGUUUUUUAAGUUGGGUAGAUUGCAAUAAAUAGCCAUGUAUUUUACACUUGUUAUCAACUAGUGGGGAUUUCUCUAUGCCAUGUAUUUUACACUUGUUAAGGACCAUUUAUGUAACUUUGCAAAAUUUAUAGGACUACUUAUGUGACAUUAGAAAAAAUGGUGUUACACUGUACACAACUUGUAUUUAACGUAAGUACAGCUUAUAUAACUUUGCAAACUUUAUAGGACUACUUAUGUGACUUUACAAAUUAUAAAAGAAAAAUAAAUAAAUAAAUAAUAAACAAUAAAAAAAAUGGUGUUACACUAUACACAACUUGUAUUUAAGCUAAGGACAACUUAUGAAACUUUGCAAACUUUAUAGGACUACUUAUGUGACUUUACAAAUUAUAGAAAAGAAAAGAAAAAAAAAACAGUGUCGCACAACUUGUUAAAUGUUAGAUAUAUAUAAUAUAGUGUAGUUAUAUGUAUUUACGCAUAAUAGCAACACACUUCCAUUUCUUUAAAAAUAAUAGCAAUAAAUAACCC